Molecule: messenger RNA, 2299 nt
Organism: Saimiri boliviensis boliviensis (Bolivian squirrel monkey)
Lineage: Eukaryota; Metazoa; Chordata; Mammalia; Primates; Cebidae
Gene: TDP1
Product: tyrosyl-DNA phosphodiesterase 1
Biological process (GO): DNA repair
Cellular component (GO): nucleus
Molecular function (GO): 3'-tyrosyl-DNA phosphodiesterase activity; double-stranded DNA binding; single-stranded DNA binding
Source: RefSeq, a predicted model, not a curated record
GCGCGAUAGCCGCCGUUGGGGCGGGUUCCGAGGCGUGUGUGUGUUCUGCGCACCUCAGGAGUGUAAUGUCUCAGGAAGGCGAUUAUGGGAGGUGGACCAUAUCCAGUAGUGAUGAAAGUGAGGAAGAAAAGCCAAAACCAGACAAGCCGUCUACCUCUUCUCUUGGGCGAGGAGCAGCAAAUGAGCCCAGGUACACCUGUUCCGAGGCCCGGAAAGCUGCACACAAGAGGAACGUAUCACCUGUGAAAUUCAGCAACACAGAUUCAGUUUUACCUCUCAAAAGGCAGAAAAGCGGUUCCCAGGAGGACCUAGGUUGGUGUCUGUCCAGCAGUGAUGAUGAGCUGCAUCCAGAAAGGCCUCAGAAGCAGGCUGAGAAAGUGGUGAUCAAAGAGGAGAAGGACAUCUCUGCUCCCAGUGAUGGCGCUGCCCAAAGAACUGAAAAUCAUGGCCCUCCCACCUGCCACAGGCUCAAAGAGGAGGAGGAAAAUGAAUACGAGACGUCAGGGGAGGGCCAGGACAUUUGGGACAUGCUGGAUAAAGGGAACCCUUACCAGUUUUACCUCACUAGAGUCUCGGGAAUUAAGCCAAAGUAUAACUCCGGAGCCCUCCACAUCAAGGAUAUUUUAUCUCCUUUAUUUGGGACGCUUGUUUCUUCAGCUCAGUUUAACUACUGCUUUGACGUGGACUGGCUUGUAAAACAGUAUCCACGAGAGUUCAGGAAGAAGCCAGUCCUGCUUGUGCAUGGUGAUAAGCGAGAGGCUAAGGCUCACCUGCAUGCCCAGGCCAAGCCUUACGAGAACAUCUCUCUCUGCCAGGCAAAGUUGGAUAUUGCAUUUGGAACACACCACACGAAAAUGAUGCUGCUGCUCUAUGAAGAAGGCCUCCGGGUUGUCAUACACACCUCCAACCUGAUCCACGCUGACUGGCAUCAGAAAACUCAAGGAAUAUGGUUGAGCCCCUUAUACCCACGAAUUGUUGAUGGAACCCACAAAUCUGGAGAAUCGACAACACAUUUUAAAGCUGAUCUCAUCAGUUACUUGAUGGCUUAUAAUGCCCCUUCUCUCAAGGAGUGGAUAGAUGUCAUCCAUAAGCACGAUCUCUCUGAAACAAAUGUUUAUCUUAUUGGUUCAACCCCUGGACGCUUUCAAGGAAGUCAAAAAGAUAAUUGGGGACAUUUUAGACUUAGGAAGCUUCUGAAAGACCAUGCCUCCUCCAUACCUAACGCAGAGACCUGGCCCGUAGUAGGCCAGUUUUCAAGCAUUGGCUCUUUGGGAGCUGAUGAAUCAAAGUGGUUAUGUUCUGAGUUUAAAGAGAGCAUGCUGACACUGGGGAAGGAAAGCAAGACUCCAGGAAAAAGCUCUGUUCCUCUUUACUUGAUCUAUCCUUCUGUGGAAAAUGUGCGGACCAGUUUAGAAGGAUAUCCUGCUGGGGGCUCUCUUCCCUAUAGCAUCCAGACAGCUGAAAAACAGAAUUGGCUGCAUUCCUAUUUUCACAAAUGGUCAGCUGAGACUUCUGGCCGCAGCAGGGCCAUGCCGCAUAUUAAGACAUAUAUGAGGCCUUCUCCAGACUUUAGUAGAAUUGCUUGGUUCCUUAUCACAAGCGCGAAUCUGUCCAAGGCCGCCUGGGGCGCACUGGAGAAGAAUGGCACCCAGCUGAUGAUCCGCUCCUACGAGCUUGGGGUCCUCUUCCUCCCUUCAGCAUUUGGUCUAGACAGUUUCAAAGUAAAACAGAAGUUCUUCGCUGGCAGCCAGGAGCCAAUGCCAUUUCCUGUGCCAUAUGAUUUGCCUCCAGAACUGUAUGGAAGUAAAGAUCGGCCAUGGAUAUGGAACAUUCCUUAUGUCAAAGCACCGGACACACAUGGGAACAUGUGGGUGCCCUCCUGAGAAUCCUGAGGCACUGUUUUAAGUUUAAGAAAACUAAGGCUUCAGCCUUUUCUGAUGCUACCCUCGAUGUACGAAAACAUUCAAACCUGACAUCAGAUGAGCCCAACAGCCAAGAAAGGAAACACGGAGAGCCCGGGGGCUGGUAGUGGAAGCUGACAUCAUAGUGGGCUGGCCUAGCAGUUUAAUCCGAGUGUCCAAAGGACUAUGGCAAAGAUUGUAAUUCUCACCAUGCACUGGUCCUACCCAGGUUGGGGCAGGGGCAGCAUAGGCUUCUGGGUAGUGCCAGGCAAGCCUCAUGGUCAGCAGGGCAUCCUCAUAAAGCUGCAGUCAGUUGGCCUGCUCUGCAGCAGGACCCAGCCAAUCAAGAUGAUGGUAGCAGAUUGACAUCUAGACGAUGGCUGUGUGGGGUCACAUGG